CGCACCGCGGAAGUGUUGAGUAUUGCGGCAAUGGCGCAGAUGUACGUCAGUAGCGGUUGAUUUGCCGCAAGCACCGAGUCCGAUGGCGGAGAACGUGGAGAAGUACUCGGUACUGAUUGACUUGACUGCCGGCACUGUCGGCGGCAUCGCGGGUGUUGUCGUUGGACAACCGUUCGACACUGUGAGUCUGAAUCUACAGUUUGGCCUCCACUUUCUUGAGUGACGUCGUGUAUCAUCAUCUGCAGGUUAAAGUGCGGUUGCAGACGUACAGCAAGUACUACAAUGGUGCAUUCGACUGUGCUCGCCAGACUAUGAAGCAUGAGGGUUUUUCGGGCUUCUUCAAGGGCAUGACGUCGCCCGUGGUUGGUAGCGCGGCUACCAAUGCCGUCAUGUUCGCAGUCUAUGAGCGCACGUUGAAGAUGAUCGACGACAAUGCGGAGAACCCGACGCUGAAGUCCGUUUUCUAUGCUGGAGCUGUCGGUGGGUUCUGGCAGACCGUUCCACUUGCCCCUGCAGAGCUCAUCAAAUGCCGACUUCAGGUGCAAGAUGGACGCAGAAGUAGCCAAUACCGAGGACCGAUGGACUGUAUCCGGCAUAUUUUCAAAGCCAGAGGCACACCCGGACUCUUCCUCGGCUUCACAUGCACGCUGUGGCGUGAGGUGCCGUCGUUCGCCGUCUACUUUUGGCUGUACGAAUACACCAAGCGCACGAUGAUCGACGGUAACAUCAGCCCCACCACCUCCAUGCUCACAGCGGGUGGUGUUGCUGGUGUUGCUUCCUGGGUGGUUUCCUAUCCUUUUGAUGUGAUCAAGUCUGCGAUCCAGACGCUUCCAGUCAACCACAAGCCAGGAGAGCACAAAAUCGCUUACCAGGCCCGUCAGCUCUAUCGUAUCGGUGGUUGGCGAAUCUUCUUCAGCGGAUUGGGCACUGCUUGUUUGCGAGCAUUUCCCAGCAACGCAGUGACUUUCUACGCCUACGAGAAAUCUUCCGACCUGCUUAAGAACGCGAUACGAGACUGAGCCUUUACAGCUCUUAGAAACCCGCACGUUACCUAUAGACUCAACUUCAACGUAGUUGGCCAAUCAGAUUCACUCUAUGUGGUUUACAUCACUCAUUUCACGUCAUUAUCUCGUCGGAAUCCUAUGACUGCAUCAUCAACG
This is a messenger RNA of Phytophthora nicotianae INRA-310, 1160 nucleotides long. RefSeq lists its product as hypothetical. Bases 312 to 1019 code for a protein of 235 amino acids. The transcript is spliced from 3 exons. Lineage: Eukaryota; Oomycota; Peronosporomycetes; Peronosporales; Peronosporaceae. Gene Ontology annotation, molecular function: transmembrane transporter activity. Gene Ontology annotation, biological process: transmembrane transport. The record is from RefSeq and is a predicted model, not a curated record.